Wallemia ichthyophaga EXF-994 is the source of this 2406-nucleotide messenger RNA. RefSeq lists its product as uncharacterized. Lineage: Eukaryota; Fungi; Basidiomycota; Wallemiomycetes; Wallemiales; Wallemiaceae. The transcript is spliced from 2 exons. The record is from RefSeq and is a predicted model, not a curated record. Bases 1 to 2406 code for a protein of 801 amino acids. Gene Ontology annotation, biological process: ergosteryl 3-beta-D-glucoside catabolic process. Gene Ontology annotation, molecular function: steryl-beta-glucosidase activity.
AUGUUGGAUACUAAGAAUGGCCAAUUCACCGAUACUUACAAUAGAUCUGUUCUUCUCCGCGGUGUAAAUCUCGCUGAUUCAAAGAUACCGAAUGAUCAACCGACGCAGCUAUCUGAUGGCUUUUAUGAGAAUGCUGAAAAUGGCUCUGUAUCCUACACUCAACGCCCGUUCCCUGCUCACUCCCUCAAUUCGCACUCAAAUCGCCUGAAAUCCUUUGGAUACAACUGCAUUCGUUACGUAAUCACUUGGGAAUCUUUAGAACACGCUGGCCCUGGUAUCUACGACGAGAAUUUCAUUUCACACACUAUCCACACACUCCGUACUCUCAAAAGUUACGGCUUUUACGUAUACCUAGACCCUCAUCAAGACAUUUGGAGUCGCUUUGUUGGCGGUUCUGGCGCUCCGAUAUGGACUAUACACGCUUGUGGUAUGCAACCACGUCAUUUCACUUCUACCAAUGCUGCUCUCAUCCACAAUGAGUGGAUGGACGGUGCACACGACUUCCCUGAUAUGAUUUGGGCGACUAAUUACUAUAGACUCGCUGCUUAUACCAUUUUCACCCUUUUUUUCGCUGGCAAAACUUAUGCUCCUCGCUGCAUAAUUGAUGGCGUCAACAUACAAGACUACCUCCAGACACACUACUUUAACGCAUACCACCACCUAGCCAAGGCAAUACACAACGCCGGUGAUUUAGAAGACUCGUGUGUUCUCGGCUGGGACUCUAUGAACGAGCCCUCGAAUGGGCUCAUCGGAUACGCCCAUAUCGGCCAUCUCCAUCCUGAGCAAAAGGUCAAGCUUGGCACCUGCCCCACCCCAUACCAGGCUUUUCUUUUGGGCAUGGGUCACACUACAACUAUCCAAGACUGGGAUUUCUCUAGCUUGGGUCCGAAGCGAAGACACGACGUAACUGUGAGACCGGACGGUGUGACGGCGUGGUUGAGUGAAGCUGAUGAGCCAGGUGGCAAGAGUAGAUGGGGUUGGACGCGCCACCCCGAAUGGCAAUUAGGCAGGUGUAUAUGGGCGCAGCAUGGUGUAUGGGAUGAUGGUGAUGAUGGUGAUGAUGGUGGUGUUAGUAGUGGCAACGGCAGUGGCACAGGACGGAUCCUCCAACCGCACUACUUUGCACCCACAUCUUCACACACCACUUCCACGCUUUUCGUCGAUACAUUUUGGAAGGAGUUUAUGCACAAGUGGGCAGAGUGUAUUCGCUCUGCCCACCCCCGUGCCAUUCUCUGGAUAGCUCCACCCGUAUUUGAGCCACCGUGCUACUUCGACGAGGGCAUGCUGCAGCGCCGCGCGGUGCUCUCGCACCACUACUACGAUGGGCUGACGCUGAUGACCAAAGACUGGCACUGCUUCAAUGCAGAUUCAGUGGGGUUGCUUCGCGGUGUAUAUGCCUCUGUUCUCUUCGCUCUCAAGCUCGGCGAGCGCGCUAUCCGUCGCUCAUUCGCGCGGCAGUUGGGUACGCUCAAGGAGGAUGUCGCGGCCAUGUCCACGUACACCUACCCCACUAUGAUCGGCGAAAUUGGGAUUCCGUUCGAUAUGAAGAGCACUAAACCGCGCAGUGCCCCUGGCGUACGCUCGCACGAUUGGCUAUACGAUUAUUCCCACCAGAGCAAGGCGAUGGAUGUCUCGCUAGGCGCUUGCGAUGAUACUAAUUGCCUCAGUUACACCCUCUGGUCUUACGUCUCAUCAAACACUCACGAAUGGGGUGACGGAUGGAAUGGGGAGGAUUUAAGUGUGUGGAGUUUAGAUGACGUGGGUCGUAAUGCAGCUAGCAGUCGUAACACGGGUAAUAACCAUAAAGUGGGUAUCAAUCACCCUCAUGAUGACACCUCCGCACUCAUUCCCCUCGUUGAGACUAAUUCCAACUCGAACUCCAACUCUAACGCGGAUUCCUCCUCAUCCUCCGCCUCUGUCACGGCCAACACGGAUUGUUUAGACGGUUGCAGGGCUCCAGAAUCCUUCAUUCGCCCUUACUUGCAGUACACUGUCGGUGUGCCCCGAUCGAUGCACUAUUCAAUUUCACAGCGCAGGUUUGAAGCCAGAGUGGGUUGUGGGCGUGAUGAGAAGGAUGCAAGUGAUGACAGUGAUAUUAGCGAUGCAAACGAUGUUAGUGAUAGUAGUGAUGCAAACAAUUCAAACAACACACCCCAACCGAACUACUCCACUCAACUCUUCAUUCCUCGCUUCUUCUUUACUAACCCUCUCAUUCAAGUGUCAGAGGGAUCGUAUGAAAUCGUACAUGAUAAAGUGUACUGGUCGUACGACCUUUCCAACAGGCGCGACAAAUUUAUCACAGUCACUGAGUCGCCCUCUCCAACACGCCCAAACCCACCUAUCAGGUCCGUAUCACAAUCUUUCAUCGACAUACUCUCAAACAUAAUAACAAAAUUCAUCAGGUAA